Messenger RNA from Ylistrum balloti, 900 nucleotides. Its product is annotated as adhesive plaque matrix protein-like. The transcript has a single exon. The record is from RefSeq and is a predicted model, not a curated record. Bases 1 to 900 code for a protein of 299 amino acids. NCBI's taxonomy places the organism in Eukaryota, Metazoa, Mollusca, Bivalvia, Pectinida, Pectinidae.
AUGGAACGCUUCCCAAAAUGGGUUAGAUCUUCACAUCAAUAUAUGUCUCCAGCGUCUCUAAAAUCAGCACAUAUGUCUCCAGCGUCUCUAAAAGCAGAACAUAUGUCUCCAACGUCUCUAAAACAAGCACACAUGUCCCCAGCGUCUCUAAAAACAGAGCGUAUGUCUCCAGCUUCUCUAAAACCAGCACAUAUGUCUCCAGUGUCUCUAAAACCAGCACAUAUGUCUCCAGUGUCUACAAAAACAGCACAUAUGUCUCCAGCUUCUCUAAAACAAGCACAUAUGUCUCCAGUGUCUACAAAAACAGCACAUAUGUCUCCAGCUUCUCUAAAACAAGCACACAUGUCUCAAGCUUCUCUAAAACAAGCACAUAUGUCUCCAGUGUCUACAAAAACAGCACAUAUAUCUCCAGCUUCUCUAAAACAAGCACACAUGUCUCAAGCUUCUCUCAAACCAGCACAUAUGUCUCCAGUGUCUACAAAAACAGCACAUAUAUCUCCAGCUUCUCUAAAACAAGCACAUAUGUCUCCAGUGUCUACAAAAACAGCACAUAUGUCUCCAGCUUCUCUAAAACAAGCACACAUGUCUCAAGCUUCUCUCAAACCAGCACAUAUGUCUCCAAUGUCUCUAAAAACAGCGCACAUGUCUCAAGCUUCUCUAAAACCAGCACAUAUGUCUCCAGUGUCUCUAAAAACAGAGCAUAUGUCUCCAACGUCUCUAAAACCAUCACAUAUGUCUCCAGUGUUUCUAAAGCCAGCACAUAUGUCUCCAGCUUCUCUAAACACAGAAUAUGUUUCCAGUUUCUCUAAAACCGGCACAUAUGUCUCCAGCGUCUCUAAACACAGAGCAUAUGUCUCCAGCGUCUCAAAAAAAAAUCACAUAUGUCUCCAGCGUCUCUAA